This is a messenger RNA of Stegostoma tigrinum, 2567 nucleotides long. RefSeq names its product VPS33B interacting protein, apical-basolateral polarity regulator, spe-39 homolog (gene vipas39). The transcript has 20 exons. Bases 297 to 1802 code for a protein of 501 amino acids. Gene Ontology annotation, biological process: intracellular protein transport; vacuolar transport. Lineage: Eukaryota; Metazoa; Chordata; Chondrichthyes; Orectolobiformes; Stegostomatidae. The record is from RefSeq and is a predicted model, not a curated record. Gene Ontology annotation, cellular component: cytoplasm.
AGUCGAAGACCUACCAGUUUCUGAGGGGUUGAUGCCGGGAAGUGAGUGAGUUCAGGGGUGAGUGAAGAGGGGAGGACGUUAAUUUACUUUGUGUAAACACUGGUCCAGUAGACAGAUUAUCAAGGUGAACGUGGCGGUAUGAGACAGAAAAUGGGCUCUGUAUGAGCUGAGAUGACGGGAACUGCAGAUAACCCAGACCUGAGUCAAGUAUGUCAGCCUGAGUGACCAGCUAUCAGCCUGUGUCCUGAAAUUGCCCUUGUCCGUCCGGAACACGGAAAGUUUUUCUAUAUUUGCAGAUGAGCAGAACUAAAAAUGAUGAAGAAGAUUAUUGGAACAGUACAAAAUGCAAAGCUUUUGUAUUUGAUGAUGAUGAUGAAUUUACAGAGCUGAAAGAGUCCAAGCGAGCAGUUAACAGUCUCCCUGGUAUUGUGGACGAUGAUGAUGAUGAUGUGGAGAAAGUUAGCUGGAGCGGGGAGCCUGUGGGAAGUAUCUCCUGGUCAAUCAAAGAGAGCACAACAGGAAUCCGAGCAGGUGACAUUAGAGACCUGGCACCUACAAGAUCUUCCUCUGAUGCAACGCAGGCGACUAUUUCCAAGCCUGCCUCUACAUAUUCCCUAAGCAGCUUCUUUAAAGGCAAAAGGGAUUCGUCAAACGCUUUAUUUGGGAUCGGCCGGCCUGGGAGUUUCCAGUCACUCUCUGAUUCUGUUGUAGGUUCAACCAACACAAGUUAUGCACCUGAUCUACGUAAAUCAAAGGCCGACUACAAGGACAUUUCAUUUGAUUGGAGUCCACUGGAGACAGUUAGACAAAUGCAGAAAGGCAGGAUGUACUCUUUGGAAAGGUUUCGCUCCUUGAAUGACAAACUACAUCUCAUGGAUGAAGCUGUUCGUACACACGAUGGAAAUGUCAUUACUGCAGUUUUGAUCUUCUUGAAAAAAUCAUUAAGCAAAGAAGUACUGUUUCGAGAACUGGAGUACCGGCAGGUUGCUCUACAGCAUUUUGUCUACUAUCUGAAAGAGACGGGCGAACAGAAACUACUGUUGGAAAUGCUCAAGGCUCUGGGAAGAACGGAAGAGGCUGCACUCUUGCAGUACAAGGAACAUUUGAAUAUCAAAGGACAAGUGAAAAAAACAGAAUAUUUAAAAAAUUGCAUUGGACUUCCACUUGCUUAUGAUGAUGCCACGUUUGUUAAGGACCACUAUACGCUGCUGGACAGACAAAUUAUUAUUGAGGAGAAUGACAAACGCAUUGAGGCAUCUGGACAAAUGGAGGUCUUCAGGAAACAUCCCAGGAAAGCCUCCAUCCUCCUCAUGCCACUAGUCACAACACUUUACUAUUCCUGCUUUUAUCAUUACGGGGAAUCCGAAGGAACAUUCAGUAGUCCAGCCAAUUUGAAAAAAACUUUCAAAAUUUCAGACAAACAAUAUUUGCUCACAACACUUGCGGCUCGUGCCAAACUGAAGGCUUGGAAAGAUGUUGAUACUCUAUUUACUACAAAGAAUUGGCUAGGGUACACCAAGAAGAAAGCCCCAAUUGGAUUUCAUAGAGUUGUGGACAUCUUGCACAGAAACAAUGCUCCAGUUGAGGUUAUUCAGGAGUAUGUUGCUUUAGUGGAUAGCACAGAACUGAGGUUGAACCUUGCCUCAAAGUACAAGUGCCAUAAUAUUGUGAUUGAUACCUACAGGGAUCUCAAAGAUCGACAACAGCUGGUUCUGUAUAGAGACAAAGUGGAAAAAAACUCACAAGAACAGAGGAAGAUAGACUAUAUCCUGAGCAAUUCUCAAAUCAGAUGGAAAAAUUGAUGAACCAAGACUUCCUGCAGGAAUGUCUUCUUUAUGGCUGAUUAUUAAGGGAGCUGGAGGUUGGCGAGUUGGUGAUCCUGGCAUUCGGCGACAAGGAAGAAUGAUCAACAACCAUUUUCUGAGAAUCGCAGAAGCUCUUCUCCCUCAUGCUUAAAAUGAAUAAUUAUAUAGGAGCUUAUAAAUUAAGUGUCAGAGCCAUACAUUUGUAAAUUUCAUAUGUAUCAAGUUGGUCAAUUGCAAGACUGUAACUUUUAAGAAGGAGGGGCAGAGUGGAGUGGGAGAUUGCUGGAUGAGAUAUGCCUGGUGAAUGACAUGAACAAAGUCCAGAUUCACCCAGCUAAAAUGUUCAGAAUACUGAGGACAAGAGGGGAGCUCUACUACAGAAAUCUCGGAAUUUAUUUUUAAGCCAGUAGAUGUUAGUUGGCUUGACAGAUUACUCCUCCCAUAAUUACACUAUAAAAAUACAAAGAAGUGCAAUUCCUGACUAUUACUCCAAAAUGAGAAGCAUAUUUGUUGUACAGAAAAUGAAAAACAAGUCACUCAUUAAGAAUACUUUUUGUAAUAAAAUAUAAAACUUUAGUAGCUUUCUAUGUUGCACUUCAUUUAUUUGUUCGGAUGGUUCAUUAUUUAUUUCCUGGACUAGGCACCAUUUCUGGCCUAUCUCCGAUCUUAAGAGUUGAAAAAGUGGAUAAGGGAAGAGUGAGGAUGUUUGUUUUCCUUCCUUCCCAUCACUGUGGGGGGAUUCUUCCAAUACUUUCUGGGAUA